GCGGGGCGGCGGGGCCGUGUCCGUGUGUCCGCCCGUCCGUCCGUCCGUCCGUGCGGGGUGCUCCGGAGCGGGGCAGCGCCGCGGGAGCGAUGGCGGCCGGCGGGUACGGCCGGUACCGGGCUGUGAUCUUCGCGGCCAUGUUCGUGGGCUACACGCUCUAUUACUUCAACCGCAAAACCUUCUCGUUCGUCAUGCCCGCCGUCAUGGCCGAGGUGCCGCUGGGGAAGGACGACCUGGGUCUCAUCACCAGCAGCCAGUCGGCAGCCUACGCCAUCAGCAAGUUCAUCAGCGGCGUCCUUUCGGACCAGAUGAGCGCCCGCUGGCUCUUCUCCUCCGGCCUCCUCAUGGUGGGCUUGGUCAACGUGGUCUUCUCCUGGAGCUCCACCGUCAUGGCCUUCGCCGGGCUCUGGUUCCUCAACGGCCUGGCCCAGGGGCUGGGCUGGCCGCCCUGCGGCAAGGUCCUGCGCAAGUGGUUUGAGCCUUCCCAGUUUGGGACUUGGUGGGCAAUCCUGUCUACAAGCAUGAACUUGGCUGGAGGCCUAGGCCCCAUUGUCGCUGCUCUUGUGUCUAUGAACUACGAUUGGCGCAAGACUUUGUCCUUCUCUGGCUUCACCUGCAUGGUUGUCUCUUUUGUUUGCCUUGUCCUGAUUAAAAACGAGCCGGCAGAUGUUGGGCUGCCCAACAUUGAGCAAGGAGCCAAGAAAGGGAAGAAAGGUACCUCCAGCGACAACAGCACCUUGACAGAGCUGCUGCUCUCCCCAUACCUCUGGGUGCUCUCAACAGGCUACCUGGUCGUUUUUGGAGUGAAAACUUGCUGUACUGAUUGGGGACAGCUCUUCCUGAUCCAGGAGAGGGGACAGUCCAUGCUUGUAGGCAGUUCCUACAUGAGUGCCUUGGAAAUUGGGGGCCUAGUGGGAAGCAUUGCUGCUGGAUACCUUUCUGAUAGAGCAGUAGCAAAAGUAGGGCUGUCCAGCUAUGGGAACCCCCGGCACGCGCUCCUGCUCUCCAUGAUGGCUGGGAUGUGUGUGUCCAUGUUCCUCUUCCGGAUCACAGUCACGGGUGACUCUCCCAAGCUGUGGAUUCUGACUCUGGGAGCUGUGUUUGGGUUCUCCUCGUAUGGGCCGAUUGCCCUGUUUGGGGUCAUAGCCAAUGAAAGUGCCCCUGCCAACUUGUGUGGCACCUCCCACGCCAUAGUGGCCCUCAUGGCCAAUGUUGGGGGUUUCCUGGCUGGACUGCCUUUCAGUACAAUUGCCAAGCACUACAGCUGGGCCACAGCCUUCUGGGUAGCUGAAGUCACCUGUAUUGCUAGCACAGUGGCUUUCUUCCUCCUGCGAAACAUCCGCACCAAGAUGGGCCGGAUUUCCAGGAAGGCUGACUGAGGAUGAGCUGCUUGGUGGAAAGGAUGUUCCCACGCUGACGUGAAUGAUGCUCGUUGUUGUUUAACUGGCCUAGGAGUGAAUUUACCUAUUGCUGCAACCUAGAUAAAAAUGUCUCAACUUCUCA
Haemorhous mexicanus (house finch) is the source of this 1503-nucleotide messenger RNA. It is a transcript of the gene SLC37A4, whose product is annotated as solute carrier family 37 member 4. Gene Ontology annotation, biological process: glucose-6-phosphate transport; phosphate ion transmembrane transport. The coding region runs from base 90 to 1379 and encodes 429 amino acids. The transcript has 8 exons. Gene Ontology annotation, molecular function: glucose 6-phosphate:phosphate antiporter activity. The record is from RefSeq and is a predicted model, not a curated record. Gene Ontology annotation, cellular component: endoplasmic reticulum membrane. Lineage: Eukaryota; Metazoa; Chordata; Aves; Passeriformes; Fringillidae.